Messenger RNA from Aspergillus caelatus, 1200 nucleotides. RefSeq lists its product as uncharacterized. The coding region runs from base 1 to 1200 and encodes 399 amino acids. NCBI's taxonomy places the organism in Eukaryota, Fungi, Ascomycota, Eurotiomycetes, Eurotiales, Aspergillaceae. The record is from RefSeq and is a predicted model, not a curated record. The transcript is spliced from 3 exons.
AUGAAGACUCCAGCAUUAGAGAGUGAGAAGUUACUCAUUAGCAAAGAUGAUUGGUCUGAUAGUGAACCAGCGUCGCCUAUAAGUUUACCGUCGAUGCUGGAAGAUGGUUCUUCUAUAAAAAGCGACAACACCUCUCUUCUCUCAAUUAUCGGUCAUUACCUGCUGAACAUCUUCGUUUGGACACCAGCGAGGUUCCUUAUCAAUUACUUUCCUCCGCUCGAACGUGUCUUACCAGCUCCUCCUGCUGUCUCUCAGGAGCACCAACUGCAGAUGAAGUUCCUUUCGUCCCUUUUACUGCUUCUGGCCGGUGCAGACGCAAUCAAUGCCUAUCCCACAGCCGUGGAGGAGUUCACGCGUGAGCUGGAAGUAGCUAGUCCCAACCCAUCCGGGCUUGCUCUGCGAGCCCUCCAACAAAGAGCACCUAACUGCAGCCGUGUAGAUGCUUUCAUCUCUAGAAUCUCAUCGGUUAAAGCCCAGGUUGCCUUCGUUACCUUCGGCCCCGAAGCCGCCAAAUACAUUUGCCGCGCCAUAACACAUGGUGAUCCCACGUGCGAUGACUGGGCUCAGGGAAUCAGAUACGCACUUACACUUAUCUUCGCAAUCUUCGGCAAAGAUGGUGCAGAGCCAGCAGUUCGUCCUGGCGACCCAGUUCGCAGAAUAAAUACAAGAAGCUACAUGGAUAUCGCUACAAAUGCUCUGAAGGAAAGCAGCUUACAAUUCGCAAGUAUCGAGGCGGAUGAAAAUCUGCCCAGCGUCGAGAAGCGGCCCUCGGAUGAGCCACAUCUAGUUGAGAGAUUCCUUAUCCGCGGCUUGUAUCAUGCUGACCUAGGAAACGAUACGACCGAUAUAUGGGUCACCCAUUGGAGUAAUGGCGAUAACACCCUGCAGAUUGCCCCAGAGAAUGGUCAGCAGGAUGGCAAAUCUACUCUAACUAGGCGUUGGGAUAAGCCUGGCUUCAAAAUUGCUUAUACUACGAGAAAGACUUCUCCACUGAAUGAGCAGGACGCCUUGAAGAUGGCUAGACAUAUUAGUCUGAAAUGGCAGGGAAUGACCCUUGGCAAUGAUAUCUCGGACUUCAUAGGGUUUGUGGAGACAGGGCACACGGCAAACUUCUAUUUCCGCAUUAUUCCUGAGCACAAGGGGUACGGGUUGAACUACGAGAGUGUGGAUAUUUGUGGCGGUAUGGCAGGGAUGUUAUAA